UAAGACAGAUAAGUGAAGAAGGAAGUAAUGUUGUUGUCGUCCGGGAGCCAUGUUAGAUUUACAGGCUUUCACCUGAGCUAGUGGCUCUAACAUCAGUGAUGGACCCCCGAUAUUGUGCUCAAGACAUCAUUAGAUGUGACCUCUGUGAGAGAAAUGUUGUUCAAAGUCAUUGCGAGCUUUGUCAUGUCAACCUGUGUAAGGCCUGUGUAGGAGAGCAUCUCUCUGAUUCGACCAAAAGACAUAGAGUUGUACCAUAUAAAGAAAAAAUUUCAACUCCUAACAAUCCAAAAUGUCCAAAGCAUUCCAAGAAUUGCGAACUUUACUGUGAACAAUGUGACAUUCCUGUCUGUUCUACCUGCAUCUCCUCAGGUAACCAUAGGGGACAUCAUUUAUCAGAUGUUUUACAAAAACUCAGCUCCAAAUCAAAAGACAUCGAAGAAGAAUUAAAAGAACUCGAGACUAAAAUUUACCCAAAAUAUGAAGAAAUUGCAUCAGAAAUAAAAGCCAAGAAAGAGAGCUUGGAACCACACUACAGGAAACUGACAACAGCUGUCACCAAACAAGGAGAAGACUGGCACAGAGAAAUAAAUGUCAUUGUCAACAAAAAGAAAUCUGAAAUUGAUGAGAUGAAAUCUAAACACCUGGCUGCUCUAAAUAAACAGGAAAAUGAAAUCAAACAGAUUACUGCAGAAGUGGAUCAAUGCAUAGUUGAUAUGAAGAAAAUACUGGACUCCAAUGAUGUCUCCCUAACCUCUGGGUACAAAUCCAGGAAUACUGAAUUCAGAAGUUUACCUCCUAAAGUCAAUGUUUCAUUACCAGCUUUUUCUCCUCAUCAGAUCAACACAGAACAGCUCGCACAAAUGUUUGGUUCUCUUUCAGCAUUAUCCAUUAAAACAGAAGAACAUGGCUACACAAUGAAGACACUAGAAGAUAUAUCCUCCCCUCCAGUAAAACCACUGCUUGAUGAACCAAAACUCAUCACCACCAUAGACACUGGGCGUAAAAAACUAUGCAGUGUUACCUGUCUCAGUGAUGAAGAAAUCUGGACAUGUGGAGGAGACAAAAUCAUGAAACUCAUUAACCUUCAGGGUAAACUACUGAAAUCAAUCCAAACCAAGUCUGGGUACAUACCACAUAACAUAGCAGUGACAAGGAGUGGAGAUCUAGUUUAUUCUGAUGAUGAUACAAGAACUGUAAACAUAGUGAAGAAUAAACAGAUACAGGAACUGAUCAGACUACAGGGGUGGAUACCAUACUGUGUCUGUAGUACCUCCUCUGGUGACCUCCUUAUUACCAUGUACAGUGAUGAUGAUAAACAAUCCAAAGUUGUCCGUUACUCUGGCUCCACAGAAACACAAACCAUUCAGUUUGAUAGUAAAGGUAAACCUCUGUAUUCAUCUAGUAACUAUGCUAAAUACAUCAGUGAGAACAGAAACCUGGAUAUCUGUGUGGCUGACAAUGGAGCCCAUGCAGUAGUGGUGGUUAAUCAGGCAGGAAAAUUUCGAUUUAGAUACACUGUUUAUUCCUCUACUAAUAAAAGAUCAUUUGAUCCACUCGGCAUCACAACAGACAGCCAGAGUCAGAUCCUGACAGCAGACAGUUACAACAACUGUAUCCACAUCCUAAAUCAGGAUGGACAGUUCCUCCGUUACAUUGAUAACUGUGAUCUAUACUUUCCAUUUGGUUUAUGUGUGGACACCAAAGACAACCUCUUUGUGGCUGAAUGUGAAAGGGGUAAAUUAAAGAAAAUCAGAUACAUGUAAACACUGCAUUAUUUAAAGAAAAGACUGUGAAUUAGAUUAGUCCAUUAUUUAUACACUGAAUUGACCACGGAUUUUUUCCGUUAUUUCCUGAUUAUGACAACGAGCACAUGGCGGGUGUGACCGGUCGGCAGGGGAUGCUCACUCCUCCAUGGCACCUGAUCCCACCUCUGAUGUUUCGGAGGUCCGUGUUUGCUCUGCUCUUAUUUUGUAUAUCUGUUUAAUGGACGUUGAGAUUGAAUACUGUUCGUUAUUUCCAUAUCCUUCCAUUAAGUUAUGCACUGAGAGUUAAAAGUUGUCUGACUUAUCAUCAGAUCUAAUUAUAAGUAGUAUAUGCACCUUAUACAAUGUUCUGAAUUUCUGUUGAUUUUAUGAAGAAACCUAGUUACAGACCUGCCUACCCUUUUCAUUGCACGGGUGUAAUUUCAGUACAUUUUUUGCGGAAUUUCAGAUGUAAAAGCAUAAUCAUGUUUUCCUAUUUCUUUGGUGUUGCUGUUACAGUUAAUUCUCGAUAAACCGCCACCUUUUGUAAUUUAGAAAUCAUGGUGGUAUAACAAAUUUGGCGAUGAAUUGAAUUUCCCAUUUUUAGGAAAUAGGAAGUAGAGUUACCGUUCUUAGAAAUACCAUUUAGUGUUUCUAUUCUUAAUAUCACAUGUAUAUGUAUAUAAAACAUUUCUAAAUUUAAAAAUA
This is a messenger RNA of Saccostrea cuccullata (small rock oyster), 2450 nucleotides long. RefSeq names its product tripartite motif-containing protein 72-like. The transcript is spliced from 2 exons. The record is from RefSeq and is a predicted model, not a curated record. NCBI's taxonomy places the organism in Eukaryota, Metazoa, Mollusca, Bivalvia, Ostreida, Ostreidae. Gene Ontology annotation, biological process: negative regulation of translation; proteasome-mediated ubiquitin-dependent protein catabolic process; protein polyubiquitination. The coding region runs from base 99 to 1763 and encodes 554 amino acids. Gene Ontology annotation, molecular function: protein binding; ubiquitin protein ligase activity; zinc ion binding.